This is a messenger RNA of Neocloeon triangulifer, 2121 nucleotides long. RefSeq lists its product as uncharacterized. The record is from RefSeq and is a predicted model, not a curated record. The coding region runs from base 268 to 2031 and encodes 587 amino acids. The transcript has 20 exons. Lineage: Eukaryota; Metazoa; Arthropoda; Insecta; Ephemeroptera; Baetidae.
GGCGGCUUCUUUUUGCAGUUGGGGUGGUCAGUUUGUAAUUCCUUUGAAAUGUCCAGCACGUCCAGCAAGGCGGCGGAAAUUCAUAAAAAUAAUCGCUGCACAAUUACGUGUAAAUAAUAAAAUUUCCUGCUCGGCUGCAACGUGUGUUUGUGUCCGAAUUUUCUCAUCCAUCUGACGAAUACACCGCAAUUUAAUGUCCAUCAAUCAAAAAAGUGGCAGGAAUACACGCCUAUCAAUCAGACGCAUCUAUCAGAGUCACCCUUUGUGAUGGUAAUACGUGGUGGAACUUUAGCUGUAUUAUUCGCAGUGUGCAUCCUGCUCGCGUCCGCCGCCGAUCCUCCCGGGCAGUGCGUUUUGGAUCAGGUAAUGGGAAGGGAGUGGGAAUUCCAGGAGUUCGACACUAAGAUGAGGAAUGAAGAUGCUUCGUACAGCUGCAUGCUGAAAUGUUUCAGGGGUGGAUUUGGAAAUAUAGUGAAGACACCUUUUUUCUUCACUCGCACUUUCGCUCCGAAUAAUGUUGUCCCUGGAAACUGCAGCGCGAAAAGUCAAAAAAUGAAACCAAAUUGCAAAAAGAAAGCAACAGAGUUGCCAUUACGGCUUUUGGAGGACGGGUCAUUAAUUUACUUCACUUCUGGGCUGGAGCUGGCGUACUUUGAAGCGAUUAAAUUUUGUUCAUUUCAUGGCAUGGAAUUGGCAAGUAUGAAGAACGAAACCUUCAGAGGCGCUUUCCACUUGUUUCUGUAUGAAAGAGUUGAAAAUUUCUGGCCCGAUGAUUUUAACGUUUGGUCUAUGGACGAAUAUUUUACGAAAGCCAAUCAAAGUUUUAUUGAGGUCUGCAGCGUUUAUUCCGAUUGGAGAUGCGCAAAAUUGAGCGUGCAACAAAUGAAUUGCACAGAGAGCGCAAAUUUCGUGUGCAGAAUGCCAAAAAUGUGUUUGGAAGUGAACUGCGAAAUGUGCCAAAACGACAGCAUUUGUAGGGAAAAGCAAGGAGAAAGCUCCAAAUUCUGCAUACCAAAAUGUCCGGAAUGUCCCCAAAACUUGGACAAUUAUUCUCCAGGAUCGAUCCAAACGAGGAAAAUUUGCAACGUCGACUAUUUCAUUUCUUCCCAACCAGCAUCAUUUGAGGACGCCAACAGAUUUUGCUGCGAGAGAAACUUGACGCUUUUCAGCGCGGAGAGCAAGGAAGAAUACAACUGCCUGAAAUCUGUCAUUAUAGACGAAAGCCUGCAGAAGAGCCUGUUUUGGUCAUCAGGAAUUUCAAAAUCGUGCCCCGGCCAGUUCAUGUGGUGCGGCACCCACGAGUUGGUCCCCUACAAGGCGAUUAUUUGGCGCAGGCCUGGAAACGCAAUUAACCGGCGGGAAUGUCUGGCAGUGUCGUUUUCUGGGGACAGCGAGGCGUACCUAGAUCUGGACUGCACCGACAAAAGGGAAUUCAUUUGCGAGAAGCAAAGCAGUUUGUACAAGCUUAGGACGACAAAGGCACCGUGCGUUGAGCCGGAAUGUCCAAAAGAUAAUAGCAAGAAUUGCGAGGCGCAAAAGCAGCUAUUAAAGGAAACCCCUGUUCUCCAAAAAUUGCCUUGGGUAAACUGCACCAAGUUCUCUUAUCUUGUCAGUGCCAUCCUUGCGCCUAUUUCUGGAGAAAUUAGCAUUUUGGAUAUGCCGUUUUCGAUGAAAUUUUGCUGUGCUUGGGGUGCGCAAUUGUCAGCCUUGGAUGCCAUUGCAGACAGAAAAUGCAUUUUGAAACAUUUUGAAAGCUUGAAUUUAAUAAGGAAGAAUCGUUAUUUUUGGAUAAACGGAGGCUCGUUUGGCGGCUGCAGAAACUUCAAAAACUGUUACACUGACGAUAUGUUUGAUGCGUCACAGCUGAACUGGAAAGAGGGCUUCCCGUUUUUCAAAGAGUCCACCAGCCGCGAAUGUCUUGCAGUGGAAUUUAUACCCUCAAAUGCUAAUCAGUCCACACCGGCCACUUUCGAACACAUGAACGUCGAAUGUGGAAGAGUGAUUGGAUACGUCUGCCAGAGAAAAAUUUAGGUGUCUAAAAUUUUGAUAACAAUUUUAACAUUUAAUUUUUUUUACAAUUGGAAUAAAAAUUUGAAAAAAAAAAAUUAGGAGAAUUCUAAA